AUGAGGAUCCUCACGGCCCUCCUUGCGGUCACGGCGGCACUGAUCCCUCUGCGUGAGGGAGUGCUAGCAAGAAAGCCAUGGAACCAGCUCCAGGCGGCUGAUAUCGUGCAAUGGCCCGGCGACUGCAAACCGUCUGAAUGUGUCGAUUACGAGAUGGAUGAGAUGAUUCAAGAAACAGCCUUGCUAGCGGAUGCAGCCAGUAAGGUCAUCGACAUCUUUCUUGGUAAGAAGAGCAACAAAGUCGUUCCCAAAAGCAGUGCCAACAAGCGCUUCUUGGAGGCCUCAAAGGCCAUGUGGAACGAUGACUUUGCGGAUGCCCCAGACGACCCUAAAUCGUGGGCUGUGGAGCAGAGCAAGCGCUUUAUUUUGUCUGCAGUACAAGCGCGAACCACACAAGGAUGGUACAUCUCCAACUGGUACUCCCCGAAGCGGAAGGACCCGAAGUACCCGAACGACCGGACGAAGGAUAAGCGCAUCGAAAGCCGAGUCGUCCGUCUUCUCACAAACGAGAAGAUCUGCCAGGGAACAACACUCGGCGAGACAUUUUACUAUGAGAGGGUCAUCGGGAUCUGCAACCGGGUGUUUUCAUUUGAAAAACUCACCCGGUUAAUCAGGUAUCAAGAGAGACUGGCUGUGGGGAUGGACCUGAGCCGGACGCAGAAGACACGCGGUGGAUAUUUUCUGCAUGAGGCCCUGCAUUUUCUUGAUCACGAGAACAAGGAGAUUGAUAUAGGCCAUGGCAAGGAGCGGGCCUAUGGUUGGGAACUCUGUACGGCUCUUGCGAGGAAAGACGACCGCGCGAAGGAUGCUCGGUAUAACCCCGACAACUAUCACUGGUUUGCCAUGGCCGUGGCCCUUCACCGGGUGAAAUGGUAUCCGGAUGGAAAGAAGGUAUUGUGA
Messenger RNA from Penicillium alfredii, 900 nucleotides. RefSeq lists its product as uncharacterized. Lineage: Eukaryota; Fungi; Ascomycota; Eurotiomycetes; Eurotiales; Aspergillaceae. Bases 1 to 900 code for a protein of 299 amino acids. The transcript has 3 exons. The record is from RefSeq and is a predicted model, not a curated record. Gene Ontology annotation, molecular function: metallopeptidase activity.